Messenger RNA from Hydractinia symbiolongicarpus, 717 nucleotides. RefSeq lists its product as uncharacterized. Gene Ontology annotation, biological process: double-strand break repair via homologous recombination; telomere maintenance. Gene Ontology annotation, cellular component: cytoplasm; chromosome; nucleoplasm. The record is from RefSeq and is a predicted model, not a curated record. The coding region runs from base 1 to 717 and encodes 238 amino acids. Gene Ontology annotation, molecular function: ATP binding; 3'-5' DNA helicase activity; nucleic acid binding. NCBI's taxonomy places the organism in Eukaryota, Metazoa, Cnidaria, Hydrozoa, Anthoathecata, Hydractiniidae. The transcript is spliced from 3 exons.
AUGAGUAGUACACGCGUUUUUGAAGUUUUAAAUAGAAUCCAGGUUGCACUUGGUAGGAAUUCAUUUCCUGAUAUGAACUUUAAACCAAAGCAAAUAAAAGGAAGAGACGUUUUAGCUGUUCUCCCAACUGGAUAUGGGAAAUCGAUCAUUUUUCAGUUGUUGCCAGAUUUUCUUCCAAAUGAAGAGAAAGGAAGUAUGAUAAUUGUUAUCACUUCCUUAAAUUCGAUUAUAGAUGACCAAAUGAAAUUUUUAAAAAAAGUUGGAAUGGAAUGUUUUUACUUGAAAAGUCCAUUUGACAUUGAAGAAGCAAGAACAAAUUUGUUCUCUGAUUCCUAUCCUGACAACGAAGUUGAUACAAUUCUAAGUGAUGUGGGGAGAAACUUACUAAAGUCAAACACACUCCAGAAAGAAGUAAAAGCCAUUGUUGUAGAUGAAGCACAUUGUAUAGACACUUGGGAUGAUAGCUUCAGAAAAGAAUUUCUUAAUCUUGGAGCCAUUAGAUCCUUUUUUCUGGACAUUCCUGUGCUUGCCCUAACAGCAACUUCUACAGUUAAAACAACAAGCAGAAUAAAAAGUGUUCUUGGAAUGAGGGAUUGUGUUUUUUUGACUAUCAAUCCAAACCGCUCAAAUGUAUUCCUGGUUAAAAAAAAAGAUACCACAAUUCAUAUGGAAUCGAAGGUAUCAAAAAGAUUUUGUUACCGAUUGGAGAAGAUUUAA